UCACAUCCCAACAUUAAAAGUCAUCUGCGCAGUUUUUAUUUGCCCUUGAACUGGUCAUUGCCUGGUGAGAUGUAAAAUUAAAUGGGAUAACAAAUUAGGCAAAAUCGUUCCGAAUUGAAAAACGUAGCGGUGAGACAUUCAGAUUCUGGCUGUCUGUUACACGCUAAGAAAACAGGGUCAUAAAUAGGUAACAGUGAGAGAUACUCGGUUGCUAAGUGACUAUGUAGCUCCUUGGAUACAGGUCACUGUGGAUGCUGAGGUGAGUGGGCGCUGGGCUCAGAGCCCGGACGCGGCCGCGCAGCCAGAUGCAGAAGAAACAUGGUCACGAGUACGAAGGGCUGGGAGCGCCGAAGCCUCCGUGGCGGGUUAGCCUGGCCGCCCGGAAAACGGGCCUCUACCGGCCUGACCUGCCCACCUUACGCCGCAUGAACAUGGACGACGAAGUCAGCAAACUGCCCAACGAGCACUGCAGGAGCACCACCACAUGCACGGCUGAUGACUUUGCAAGUUCUUCCUUUACCCUAUUUGAUCAUCCAAAACAAACCCAUGCAGCAUUGUUAUUUAACUAUGCUGGAGGAUCACUGACUAUAAGUGACAAAUUUUCUCCUGAUGGAAAACGAUAUACAGUCCCCAGCGUUCAUAUUGAGAAACCCUGGAGCCACUAUAAGCCUUUGAUCACUAAGGCCUCAAAGGAUUGGUCUCGGUUUGUCUCAGAGUGUGGGGAAUUUGUGCUUCCCAAAAGGGACUUCAAAGAUGUACACUUCUCUGGUUAUGCAGUCAGAUAUUUGAAACCCAACAUUACCCAGUCCUGGAAGUAUCACCUUCAAUCAGAGCCAUCGGUUUCCAAAUACGAUCAGAAGCCUAUUCCGUAUGAAACUUGGAAUCGAUAUAGAAGGUUAUCCAGUCCUUUCAGCCGUACUUCCUUCCAGCGACCUUGGUACUAGAGCACAUCGUGGGUUCAGAAGCUAUGAGCCGAAGUUAUCUUCGUGGAAUCUGUUACCACAUUUGCUGCAGGAUCAGGAGCUGAUAAAAUAAUUUCAUAUAAGUAAACAGUUCUCAACCAAUAGUAAGAGCAUAUUUUACUUUUCAUUGAGUAAACUAUAGUGGAAGUGAGCUGGUGCUGGUGCUUUUCUUUAUUGAUCAUGUAUUCCUGUAACCUACUGAUUCACCUCUACUGCACACAGUGAUACAAUGUGCACCUUAUAUCAGAUACAAAUCACUAGACUGAUUUGCACAGCAACCAUUGCAUUAGUGAACAUCAUCAACAACACAUUCUUAUUCUAUCACAGUAUUUGACAGUCUUGAGGCAGGCCAGUAAUAUUGUCAAUCAGUGAUUGUCCUUAGAUGCCUUGCAAGCCAGUGAGCUCAAGAGUCAACUGAGUUGCUGUGCAUUUGGAGUCACAUUUUGACCAGGUAACUGGAGCAGAUUUUCUUUCCUAAAGGACAUUAGUGAACCAGAUUGAUUUUUACUACAGUUGACAUGAUUGCUAUUACUGAGACUAGCUUUCAAUUUCAGAUUUCACAAAUUGAUUUUAAAACUCAUCAGCUUUAUGAGAUUGAAUCUGUGUCCCCUGAAUUUUAGCCUGGGCCUCUGGAUUACUUGGCCAGUGCCAUUUCCACUAUAUCAGCAUCUCCCUAGUUUUAAACGUAAUGGUCUCUGAACAGAAAGGAAUAAAAAUCUUUUGACAGUUGUGGAACUCACAUCAGGGAAUAGUAGCUGAUGUAGUUAUACAGGAGCCUAUUUAGCCCAUGGGUCAGUGCUAAAUCUCUACAAGGAAAACUCAGUAAAUCCAUAAAUUUACCCAGCUUCAAAAUCUCCCCACCCAUGACCUCAUUGCAGGACCAGCACCUCCCCCCGUUAUCCCUGCCUCAUUGAACUGUCCGUCUUCAAUCCCACCUAUCCAAUUCUCCUACCUCACUGACCAAUCCCCCCCGCUGUCUACCUCACUCACCUUUACUAGCUUCAUCCCCGCUUCCUUGACCUGUCCAUCUUCUCUCCCACCUAUCCGCUCGACUAUCUACUGCUAUCACUGCCGCCCCGCCUCUAUUUAUUUCAGAGCCCCCUUCCCUUCUCUCAUUUCUGAAGAAGGGUCCCGACCCGAAAUGUCAGCUUUCCUGCUCCUCUGAUGCUGCCUGGCCUGCUGUGUUCCUCCAGCUGCACACUGUGCUAUCUCAGUAAAUCCCAUAUCCCAAAUCAUUCUCUUCAGAAAAUUAUCCAAUUCCCCAAGAAAGCAAAGACUGAGUCUGCCUCUGCCACACUCUUAGGCUCCAUAAAGUGUGUUUGCUCAUAUCACCUAUGGUUCUAUUGCCAAUCAUCUUAAAUCUGUCUCUUUUGGUUCUCAGCUAUUCUAUUUCUCCCAAUCCACUCUGUCAAAAUAUCUUAUGAUUUUGCAUUCCUUUUUCAAAUCUCUGUUACUCAAUGUUAAGUUUGCUAGGUAGUUGAGACAGUGAAACAAUUUUUGAGGUAGCUAGAUUUGGAUAUAAUGAUUUGCAGGUGCAAAAUGAAAACACUGACAUUGGUUGGACUAAAUGAACUUUUCCAUUUUAUAAUUAUUAUGUUUUUUUCUUAUGGAAAUGGCUUAAUGUCUUGGCAGCUUGUCUUAGGACAGGUGACUUAUUUAUUAAGCCAGACAUCUGAAUGCAUGCAGUCACCUGGGAGUGGGAUCGAAAGCCUGCAGGUCAGAUGGAGGCAUGGGGGAAAUCAGAGACUGGAAGAAGAGGUUGGUGCUUCACUGAGAGAGUCAGGAGAGAGAGGGGUCUCACCACAGUUGCCUAACCUAGCACAUGGAAUUUAACAGAUAAAUGAAAUGGUACGUUCUUCAGGGACCUGACGGUCCUCAUCUGUGUUUAGCUUCCAGACGCUCUUUGCCAUUAUAAAUCUUCUGUAAAUUCCACAUAGUAAAUGGAAAUAAGGCUCAGAGUCUUAUUAUAAUAUUUAAAAUGCCAACCCAUCCCCAUUAUUACACCCUCCACCCCCAACUUCCAGAAACAGGUUGGAUGCUCCCCCUCCUGUCCUAUCCAUUAAAGCUGGAAGUGGGAGAACUGAUGUUGGAAUUCAGAUUGUUAACCCUUUAAACUCCUACCCUGUGUCUCUAUUUUACUAUUGCAGUAAUAAAGGCUAUAAUGAGACAAUGUAUUUAAAGAGUGCAUCACUGGUCGACUAGAUGAGAAACUCAAAAUGCAAAUGUCCUGUAUUAUUUUAGUGACUAUGAAAACAAAUGUAUGUGUCCAGCUUUAAAAUUGUUUGACUUCAAAUGUUUCAACUGACUUAAGCCUUGUCUCACAUGCUGGGAAUCACUAUCAACCAUAAACACAACUGAAAUCCAACACCUUCAAAUUCACUCCCUCCACCACUGGUGUACAGUGGCAGUAUUGUGUACCAUUUUUGAGUUCAGUGCUGUAACUUGCCUAGGGUUCUUUCACAGUAUCUCCCAAAUAUGUAUAAGCUACCAUCACCUAGGAGGAUAAGGACAGCUGUUACAUGGAAAUUGCACACUUCCAAGUUUCCCUCCAAGUUGCAUCAUUCUGUCUUGGAAGUAUAUUGCUAUUCUCUCAAUAUUAUUGGUUCAAAAGCUUGAAACAACAAAGGCUCAAACUGACACAAAAUGGUUGCUGCCAUUCAUGGAAUACCUAGCGCAAUGAUCAAUAGAGGGAAAUAAUAUGGAAAGCUGGUUUAUCGGUAAAGUUGUAUGAUCUUUAAUACAAAUCGGUAAGAAGAACAAAUUAAUCUGCGACAUCACAAGACAUGGGAUGACAAAGGCCGCUGUGUAUAUGCUAUGCCCAGAUAAUAGAAAACAUAUUCUUUAAUUACAACACAAGCACAUAAUGAGAAAAUAGCUCACCAUCAUAAUAGUUUUUCACUUUAAUUUUAGAUCAAAUGUUUAAAUGUUUGAAAUGAAUGGAAUUCAACAAGUUAUGGUUAUUCAUAUAAUAACUGUUAUUGAUCAGUGGUUGUUCAGUGCUGCUAGAUGUUAAAUGUUGAUAUGCAUAGACAAAAGUACCAGUAGUUACAUCAAUCUCAUUUUGCUCUACUGUCAGAAUGACCUGAGUUAUCUGUUGCAUAUUGUGGUUACACUGCAUACUACAUUCAAACGCACAGUAUUGAAGCAAUAUUUGUAUUGAAUUAUUUCAGACUACAUCUAGUCCAGUCUUAACUGAGAUGUUUCAAACAUUGAAUGUCCAUAUGAUUUGCUGCAAUCCUUAUUAAUUAAAUUCACACAUGUAAAUUA
Stegostoma tigrinum is the source of this 4229-nucleotide messenger RNA. RefSeq names its product testis, prostate and placenta-expressed protein-like. NCBI's taxonomy places the organism in Eukaryota, Metazoa, Chordata, Chondrichthyes, Orectolobiformes, Stegostomatidae. The record is from RefSeq and is a predicted model, not a curated record. The coding region runs from base 306 to 944 and encodes 212 amino acids. The transcript has 7 exons.